CUGUGAUCAUCCACGCUUCGUCUAGGGUUACUUCAAUCUUCAAAUCAUCUGAUUUUUGAGAUAAAUUAUUCAGCUUUAAGAAUUGAAGGAAUUGAAUUUUGUGAACCCUAAAAAUAUGUACAGCAAUUUCAAAGAACAAGCGAUCGAGUACGUGAAGCAAGCUGUUCAAGAGGACAAUGCUGGUAACUACAACAAAGCUUUUCCUUUGUACAUGAACGCGCUUGAAUACUUCAAAACCCAUCUCGAAUAUGAGAAGAACGCUAAUAUCAGAGAUAUUAUCAGCGACAAAUUCAACGAGUAUCUCCUUCGUGCUGAGGAGAUUCGUGCGGUUUUAGAUGAAGGUCGAUCGGGGACAGGAUCGAAUGGCGACGCAGCGGUUGCUACGAAGCCAAAGACAAAGCCCGAAGACGGAGGAGAUGGAGAAGAAUCAAAGCUUCGAGCUGGGUUAAACUCUGCUAUUAUAAGGGAAAAGCCUAAUGUUCAGUGGACAGAUGUUGCUGGGCUUGAAAGUGCCAAAGAAGCGUUAAAGGAAGCUGUGAUUUUGCCUGUCCAGUUUCCACAGUUCUUCAUUGGAAAGAGGCGGCCAUGGCGAGCUUUUCUGCUCUACGGGCCUCCUGGAACUGGUAAAUCGUACUUGGCCAAGGCUGUUGCUACUGAAGCUGACUCUACGUUUUUCAGGUACCUUACCUUGGGAUAGGUUUAUACUCUGUGAUCAAUAUUCUGGUCACUGUGUUUAUAAUUGGUAACACGUUUUAGCUUUUGAAUAAAUGUAUUCUUUUUGC
Molecule: messenger RNA, 782 nt
Organism: Arabidopsis arenosa
Lineage: Eukaryota; Viridiplantae; Streptophyta; Magnoliopsida; Brassicales; Brassicaceae
Source: the annotation of a GenBank genome assembly